Molecule: messenger RNA, 918 nt
Organism: Penicillium subrubescens
Lineage: Eukaryota; Fungi; Ascomycota; Eurotiomycetes; Eurotiales; Aspergillaceae
Exons: 2
Coding region: 1-918 (305 amino acids)
Cellular component (GO): membrane
Molecular function (GO): acetylglucosaminyltransferase activity
Source: RefSeq, a predicted model, not a curated record
AUGCCUCUUUUCCGGCUAAAGACGGUCUUUCCGUUGAUCGCCCUGGUGUCGAUUGGCGAGAGCCCUGCGCAGGGUUCGACCCCCGCGGCCGAUACCUGCGAGGUUGAUCCCAAGCUGGCUGCUCCUCUCCCCUUCUCUGAAUGGCUCCCCCGCAAGAACUACACUCGUGCCUACUUCCGCCCUCGCAUUGUCAGCCCCGAAACCGAAUUCCACACCCUGGAGGAGGUUGAGAAGCCCGUGCUUCCUCCGAUGGUUCAGAUGGAGCGUGGUAUGGUUGUCUCUCCCAACAACGAGGAGAAGGCCUUUGUGUGCCCCGAGAUCAUUGAAGUGGAUGUGGCUGCCGACGAUGAUGUCGACGAGACCUCCAAGCUCCUGUUUGGCCUGGCUACCACCGUGGACCGUCUCGACCGCCUCCUGCCCUCGCUCCUCUACACUUAUGGCAACACCAAGGCUGGCCUGAUUGUUCUAGUUCCCGAGUCCGAUGACGAUUUGGAGAAGCAGGAGACCUACUUCCGCAACCGUGGUCUCGAUCUGACUCUCAAGGCCUCCCCCCUGGACUUCACUGCUCGUUACUUUGGCAUGGUUGAGGCUUUCUCGGAGCACAUCCGCAAGCAUCGCCCUCACACCACCUGGGUUGGCUUCAGUGACGACGACACUUUCUUCCUGUCUCUGCCUACCAUCGCCAAGGAACUGAAGCUGUUCGAUGAGAAGAAGAAGCACUAUAUUGGAUCUCUGUCCGAGGCCAGCUGGCAAGUCGACACCUUCGGUCACAUCGCUUUCGGUGGUGCCGGUGUUUUCGUCUCCAAGCCUCUGUUGGAUGUGCUCAUGAAGUACUACGAUGAGUGCCAGUCCUGGGGCGAACAGCCCGGUGACCAGAAGCUUGGCCAGUGUAUCCAGCGCUUCGGUGACACCCCCUGA